Molecule: messenger RNA, 4383 nt
Organism: Hipposideros armiger (great roundleaf bat)
Lineage: Eukaryota; Metazoa; Chordata; Mammalia; Chiroptera; Hipposideridae
Gene: RPRD1A
Product: regulation of nuclear pre-mRNA domain containing 1A
Exons: 7
Coding region: 171-1109 (312 amino acids)
Biological process (GO): mRNA 3'-end processing
Molecular function (GO): RNA polymerase II C-terminal domain binding
Source: RefSeq, a predicted model, not a curated record
UGCCGGCCGGACGCCAUCUUUCUGGUUUGCGGUGGGUCUUGGAUGUAGUGGCAGCGGUAGCGAGGGCGUGGGGAAGGGUGGGGUGAGGGGGCGAGGCCGCGGCGAGUGCGGCGAAACUCUCCUCCCCUCUGCCCCACCGCGUGGGACGGCGUGUACGCGGUGUCGGAGGGAUGUCCGCCUUCUCAGAGGCGGCGCUGGAGAAGAAGCUGUCGGAGUUGAGCAACUCGCAGCAGAGCGUGCAGACCUUGUCUCUGUGGCUUAUCCACCACCGCAAGCACUCGCGGCCCAUCGUCACCGUGUGGGAGCGGGAGCUACGUAAAGCCAAACCAAACAGGAAGCUUACUUUUCUCUACCUAGCCAAUGAUGUCAUUCAGAACAGCAAAAGGAAGGGGCCGGAGUUUACAAAAGAUUUUGCACCAGUUAUAGUGGAGGCUUUUAAGCAUGUUUCAAGUGAAACUGAUGAAAGUUGUAAGAAGCACCUUGGAAGAGUGUUAUCUAUUUGGGAAGAAAGGUCUGUUUAUGAAAAUGAUGUAUUAGAACAACUUAAGCAAGCUCUGUAUGGAGAUAAGAAGCCUAGGAAGCGAACUUAUGAACAGAUAAAGGUGGAUGAAAAUGAAAACUGUUCCUCUCUGGGCUCUCCAAGUGAACCACCACAGACUCUAGAUCUCGUUAGGGCGUUACAAGAUCUGGAAAAUGCUGCCUCAGGUGAUGCAGCAGUUCAUCAGAGGAUAGCUUCUUUGCCUGUUGAAGUCCAAGAAGUAUCCCUACUAGAUAAAAUAACAGAUAAAGAAUCUGGAGAAAGGCUUUCUAAAAUGGUAGAGGAUGCUUGUAUGUUGCUGGCAGAUUACAAUGGCAGAUUGGCGGCUGAAAUAGAUGAUAGGAAGCAACUUACUCGAAUGUUAGCAGAUUUUCUUCGUUGUCAAAAGGAAGCCCUUGCAGAGAAAGAGCAUAAAUUGGAAGAAUACAAGCGCAAGUUAGCCAGGGUUUCCCUGGUGCGCAAAGAACUCAGGUCCCGGAUCCAGAGCCUCCCAGACUUAUCUCGCUUGCCCAAUGUCACCGGCAGCCACAUGCACCUGCCCUUUGCGGGGGACCUCUACAGUGAAGAUUGACAACCCGUCUCUUUCCAGGGCCCAGGACUUUGCAGGAGAUGGAGACAGGUUAGGUAGAUAGUCCUGUAGCGUUAUUUUUGUAUAUUGUUGAGAGAGUGACACUAACCAAAAAAAAAAAAAAAAGUAAUUUAUAAAAUUGUUUAAAAUGUUGGUUUGUUUACUAUUUUAUUGGUAAGUUAACAUGACUUAGUUUAAACAAAGUGAUGAUCUCUGUGUGUUAAUAAUAAGCUCACAAAUAGUGAUUAUUUUCGAAAGAUCUUUUGUAAAUUUUUUUGAUCCAGGGCUUUGUGAGAAAUUCCAUAUUUCUAUUUCUUCAUGUAUUCUCAAAUGUUUUUCUUUUCUUCAGUAUCUAAUCACUGUAUAGUGUGUAAUUCCUAAAGGGUAAGAACUAAUCAGGAGUUGAUUGAGACUUCAUUAAGGUAUAGUUAGGACUUGAUUGUAGAAGGGACUAAAUGUUCCAACUUAAUCUUCACCCUUCUCCACAACCAAAAUAUCAGUUCUGUGCCUCUGACGCCUUUGAUUCCUUAUUUCCUGGGGCAUUUAGCACUAAACAUGGAUGUUAAUUUUAGGGUCAGAUCGGAGCUCAGAGAACUUUUCCGUAAUAGCACCAUAGGGGUUCUAUUCCAGCUGCCAGUGUACAACAAGCGGAGUGUUAAAUAGGGACCCCACUGAUUAAACUGUUUAGAAUUAUGUGAUAAAAUUAAUAUGAAAUGCUUUGGGAAUGUUACAAAUUUUGACAUUCUACCAAGAGGACAACUUUCGUUCUGGAACUGAUUUCUAUGUGUCAAAUCAGUCUCCUUUUAACAUAAAACCAUCUAUGGGAUUAAAAGAAACAAAAUAAUGAUACUUUUAUUAUCCCUUAGUCAUUUAAUUUUAAAAACAAUGGUAUUUUUAGCUCUAAUAUCUCAAGAACAUAAUCUUCAUUAAUGUUUAGUAAAGUAGCCUGGAACAUUUUUAAUGGUUCCUUAAGGUUUUCGAAUGACUGUAUAUUUGGAAAUUAAGCAGUGCCACACUACAGGGUAGAUCUGGUAAAUAUUAUAUUUGUAUAUUUAGAAUUACCGAAACAAAUGUACUUUUACCUUUUAUUUCUAACCCUGUGUGCUAGAGCAGUUGCAUGCUCUCCUGCUUUCUUUUUAAAUCACAUUGUUAAGCUGUGGAUUUGUACUCAAUAAUGGCUUAGGAUACACUUUUUUCUUCAUUCAUUACUUCAUAUAUUAGACAUUUUUCUUUUCAUUGUAAGCAGAUUCAAAUUAGAGAGUCAAUAAAACAUCUUUAAAUCCCACAAGCCAAUUAUGCCUCACUAGUCUGAAUGGCUUCACUCUUUCUUCCUCAGUGUUAGAGAUUAUAGUUAAAAUGAAUUUAUAUGUGAAAGAGAAGGCAAAUAUUUAUUUUUAAUAGCCAAUAAUUUUGGCAACUGUGCUUUUAACAAUUGGACCUCUCUCCAAUACAGAGACACAUAUAAGUCUCCACUCAUAUAUGGCUAAUAAUAUUCCAAAGUUUUUAGUCACCUUUUGGGAGUCGGGGCACAUUUUCUCACAGAAAACUCAUCUGGGAACUGAAUCCACUUAACCAUGAAUGUAGUUUAUGUUGACGUGAAUUAAUGUAGCUGACAAAUUACUAACAGUAGAUCUUGACCAGCAUUUGUAACAUUGUAACAUCACUCUAAGGAAAUGGUACGCAGCAGCCAGACUCACUCACAGGGUGUCUGUCUUAUGUACCUCUGUCCCUUGGUGUAGAACAUGUAAAAAAGAUUUAGCUUGGAGGGGCUAACAAAUGCACAAUUAUAAAAACCUAGUUAUACCUGUUCUAAAAGUAUACCACAGAAGUUAGUUUAAAGUGAAGGCAAAAAGUUGUAUAUUAAUUUAUUUUCAACAUCUUGACCUUAUUUAUGAUCUGCUGAAGUGGUGAUUUAUCCAUUCAAAUAUAUUUUUUUCCAUCGGAACCUAAUUUAUAAACUAUGUACUCCUGGGAAGAUUUGAAAUCUAUUAGAAGUUUGUUGAAAUAUUUUCACCGUGUAAGACAGACUUCUUAGAUACUGAUUUUAAUGCCAGUAUCUGCUCUAAAUAUUUAUUAUAAAAAUGUAUUAUUUUUUUAAAGAGCUUGAUGUGAUUUGUGAUACGUGAUCAUACUCAACCUGAAUCCUAUCCCGAAUCCCACCCAUUGACCAAUACUCCUCAAACCUUCAGUUGUUGGUUCAUUCACUAACUGUAAACACAAAUGAUAUGACGUGGUUUAAGAGCUAGCUACGUGUUCAGCGUUAUGGUAGUUAACAUGGUACGCCUUAGCAGUAGUCUUCUUUUCUGCUACUGCUCAAGAAAUAGGGUUAGAUGGUACUAUAAUACCAAAUUCUAAAUCAAGAGCAUUUUCUCCACUGUGGAUGUGAAGCAAAUCAUGCCUCUUUGAGUGCAGUUUGGCCCGGCCCCUCAAAAGAAAGCAUAUCACCACACUUGCAGUAGGGCUACAGUGGUUUGAAUGGACACCAUCACUCUUUUCUCCACAAACAGUGCAGAGAGCUGUCUGGAGUGGCAAUGUGAACAGAUUCCCUGGCAUUCCCUCCGCUCCUUCCAGCACUACAGUAAGUAAAAGAACCACAUGGGGGAACCCGGGAUCUGAGAAAAUCAGCUGUGCUCAGUAGGCAACCUCCCCCUCUAGGAAAACCGGUCCAGAUCAGCUAUUUUGAUACCUUGUCUCACAUGCACUCUCAGUCAGGGCUUUUCUGUAAGAACUUCAGAAUCGGGAAAAGCUGAGAUGAUGAUCUUGUCAUCUACAUUUGCAAAAUCAAAAGAAUGAAACUAGGUUGUCAGUUGUUACUGUAGGCGAGCAAUUCAUCUAUUAAUUAUUGAACUGGUUCUGAGAAAUCUUUAGAAUGAGAAAAACUCAAAAGUACAAAUUAACUGGGAAAGUUAAGAAUGUUCUUUCUAAAUUUUCCAUUCUAAAAAUUUGUAUUAUAUGAAAUAGCAUAAAGCUACUAAACUGCUUUAUAUUCUAUUAAGAAAUAGCUCCUAACGCUGUAGUUUUGUUGCACUAUAUGAAAGCAUUUUAAAGUGUAAACCCAGUUCUCUGUGGAAAGGGAGCAUCGAGUUACUGACAGAAUUUACUUACACAGAGCAUGGGUUGCCAUCUGUAAUUCCAGCCAUCUACACAUGAGUCUGUUCUUAGGUGGCAGUAGCACAUGGUCACAUGAAGUUUUCCCUGUUUCUUUCCCCCUUUUUGUUUGGCUGUAUCUGAUGACAGUAUAAGAUGUUCUUAAUAAAGUUUUAUGUUCUUUUCGAAA